Molecule: messenger RNA, 1533 nt
Organism: Rhizophagus irregularis DAOM 181602=DAOM 197198
Lineage: Eukaryota; Fungi; Glomeromycota; Glomeromycetes; Glomerales; Glomeraceae
Source: RefSeq, a predicted model, not a curated record
ACUUAAAAAAUUUACACACUUUUUUCGUAUUACAAAAAUUUCUUUUUUUUCGCAAAACAUUUAAAAAAUAUUUUUUUUUUUUUCGCAACAUAAAAUUUUUUUACACGCAACAAAAAAUUUUUUUUUUCUUCACAACAUUUUUUUCGCAAUUUUUUUUUUCUCAUAUCCAAAAACAUCCAAAACAUCCAAAACAUUCCAAAAAAAUCAAAAAUCAUGACGAAACAAAGAAACGUAUUAAAUAAUUCUUUAACAUUAUUAACAACAUUAACAAAUUCCAUUACACCUUCAACGAUAUCACCGAUCCUAUCAUCAAUUUCAUCAUCCUUAUCACCAAUUUCUUCAAUAAAUAAUAAUAAUAAUAAUAAUAAUAAUACUAUGAUUUCAUCAUCAACAUCAUUAUCUUCUUCUUCUUCUUCUUCUUCUAUUUUUUCUUCAAAAUUACCAAAAGAACCUCCACCAAAUAAACAAACAAAAAAACAUCAUCGUAAACUUUCAUUAUUAUAUAAACAAGUUGAACAUUUAGAAUUAAAAUUAUUAUUUAAAAGAGCUUUUAUUGAAAGAGAAUUAUUAUGUAAAUUAGAAUUGGCUAAAAAAAUUAAGGAUGAAGCAAGUGAAUUAGAAUUAAAUACUUUAAUUCAAUUAAAUAAGAUUAGAUCAAAAAUUAUCUUAUUACAAAAAAAUAAUAAUGAAUUGAUCGAUAAUAAUAAUAAUAAUAACGAAGUUAAUAAUAAAAAAGUUCAACAACAACAUCAACAACAACAACAAAAACAACAAAAACAACAAAAAAGUCCCAAUAAUAUUAAAAGUAAUAAAAAAAAUAAUAACAAUAAUAACAUUAAUAAUAAUAAUAAUAAUUUUUCAACAAAAAGUAACAAGAUUAUUAAAAAGAAUUCUUCUUGUCCUUAUAAGUUAAAUAAAAAUAAUAAUUCUCUUUCUUCUUCAAAAAAAAGUAAUAAUUUCGAUAAUCAAUUUGAUGAUGAAAAAAAAUUUUCGGCUUUAUCAUCUGAAGAAAGAUUAUCAAAUUCAUCUGAUAUCCAGGUUGAUAUUUGUUUUGAUAAUCUAUCAUUAGAUGAAUUAAUCAUUUUAUUAGAUCAAAAAGAAAAAGAAAUGAAUUUUACUAUUCAAUCAUCUCAAAAUCAAAUUGAAGAUUUAUUAAAAGAUGCUUAUGAUUAUUUAGAAGAAGAAGAAUAUUUAAAAUUAGAUAUACAAGAUAUUAAAUUAGAAAUUGAUGAUUUGGAAACAAUGUGUAUUUAAAAAACAUUUUAUUUACAUUUUAUUACUACUAUAAAAGGUUAUAUUCUAGAAAUUAUAAUAUAUAUAUACAAAUGAAUUGGUUAUUUUUCUGGCAAAAUCUCUCUAAAAAUCUCUAACAAAAAAAAGGAAUCAAAAAAAAGGAAUCAAGCUAAUUAUUAAUUUGGUGCAUAUAAAAUUGUUAAAAUGCUUAAGAUUUCUACUUUUUUAAGAUAAAUUAUGAUAUUAAAAAUAUAAGUUUCAUUUAAGAUAAAUAAAGUAUUAAAAUUCAAAAAAGUCCGC